GCCAUGGGGGCCCUGGCGGCGUCGACGUCGUCGGGGAACUGGCUCGUCGAGGACGACAUCCUCCUCAAGAACGCCAUCGAGAAUGGCGCCUCGCUGCAGUCCCUGGCGAAAGGAGCCGUAUGUUUCUCCCAUAAGUUCACUCUUCAGGAAAUACAAGAUCGCUGGACUUCGUUGCUGUAUAACCCAGAGGUCUCGGUGCAAGCUUCUGCUCGGAUGGUUGAGUACGAGACCGAGCUUUCCACUUCCAACCCUGCCAAGGCACACAAACUGUUCAACUCGAAGGCGAGGGAUGUUUCGUUUCAGAAGCGUAAGAUAGAGAGCGUGAAGAACUUGUACUAUGCGAUGAGGAAGAGAGUGCGCAAUGAGCCCUGUGACACCACCGACCUUGGGUUUCUUAUUUCCCCCUGCUCUUGCAUGGCGAUUGGUGGGGAAUGUGUCUGUGGAGGCGCACUUGGAUCUUUAGAGGACCAUGUGGUUCAAAAUAUCGAACCAGGGAUGGGUACAGUGAACUGUUAUGGGCAAGCAGGUGGGAGCUACAGCGGUGCACAACAGACGCAUCAUGAGAUGAAUGGCCAUUCUUUCCAUGCUCAGCAUCCUGAGAGCAUGAUAAAAGAUGAGGACGCCGCCAAUAACGCACCAUUUGGCUUUUCGGAUGUAGUUCAAAUGUAUGACCACAAACGAACGAAUCUUGGAAUAAAUGAAGGGAACGGUGUCUCUCUUAGAGGUAUCACAGAUUUUCAGGACUCUAUGCAGUUUCAGCAGUUGGACUCUAGCAAUCAGUGUGGCAAUGAAGUGGCAGAAUCAGAAGCAUUGAUGAUUAAUGAUCAAGGUGGAGUUGAACAUGUCCAUUUCCCUGUGAACAACAGCGGAGGAGUGCCAGAACCUGGCUCACUGCACUUGAUCCGCCACUCUGAUGGUUCUCAAGUACCUUGUGGUGCAAUCUGGAAUGGUGUUGAGGGACCAGACACACUCGCUCUUGCUGAUGAUAAGAAAAUAAAGACAGCAAACCAAGACCCACUCACAUCGCAAGCAAAUUUGGAUGGUGGGAUUUGCAUGCCUGGUUUAGAUCAUGCACCAAUGCCAGAAGGCGAUUACAUGGAUUUUCCCUAUUUCAGCAACAGCGACGAGUUUGAGCUCCUGAACGGCGAAAAUUUUCUGAAUUCUCCCCAGGAGACUAAUCAGGAAGACUUAGAUGAUCCUGAUCCCAAUGUUGUACUAGGUGCUGACUCCAUCCUGGAAGAUCUGUUGCACCCGGACGAGGCCAACGUUUGCUGUGAUCAGAUAGAUUCUGCCCAUGUACAACAGAAUAAUGAAGUGGAUGUUUCUGAAAUGAUCAUGGUCCUUACUUCACCUGAUGAAGUGUGUUAUCCUGGCCCGUGUGUUGAGUGCACAUUAAACACGGAAGAUCCUGAAAUCCCUUGCAACGACGAUGCUCUUACACAUGGCGAGUUCUCUCCUGUGCGCCCUUCUGCUUCCUCUGGACGGAACUCUGAGUACAAUGUAUCUCCAUUCCCCCCUGCAACUAGCCCUCCGUCAAAGGCCGAGCAUUCCAAUGCAGUUGAUUUGGCUCAAAUAAAGAGAGGAGAUAUGACAAGUGCCCAGCCUUCAUCACAACCAAUGAAGCUUAGCCCAUCCACAUCAGAAAUAAGAGAAGAUUCAGUGGCAAUUAAUACAGGUUGCAUCCUAGGAGCUAAGCUGUCUGAAGGUCCUUCAACUUCUAGUGUAUUUAUGCAUGGUAACGUUGACAUCAAUGAUGAGAGCGCAUGCAUGCAAGCUCUACCUGCUAAUCCAUCUGGAUUUGCUGAUGGACAGUCGUGCAAUUUAGGACAGCAAGAUUUUUUCGAUGAGUCUCAAAGUUUGAUGGUAUACAAUCCAGUUCAAGUGCCUGAUCACAUGAAUUACAACUCACAUAAUAAUCCACCAGAAUUACAAAAUGAGGCUGCUCCACAGAACUGUAUGCCAUCACAUGCAUUGCCAGACUUGGGCCUUCAAGACCCUAUUGCAGUCGAGCCAGCACCAGCUCCACAAGAAGAAUGCUCUGACCUUGAAGAUGACGUUCCAAACUAUUACGAUCUAGAAGCUCUGAUACUUGAUCAGGAUCUAAUUCCAUGGGAUCAGGUUGACUCGGCUAACCCUGAAGUUUCCAGAUUUGAUCAUCCAGAAAGCAGGAAAUCAUUGAUAAGAUUGGAGCAAGGUGCUCGGGCUUAUUUGAACCGAGCUAUCACGUCUCGAGGUGCCUUUGCUGUUAUCUAUGGACUGCACUUGAAGUACUACAUAAAGGAUCCUGAGGUUGUUCUUGGAAGAGAGACGGAAGACGUAAAAGUUGACAUAGAUCUGGGAAAAGAAGGGAGAGCAAAUAAAAUAUCCCGCCGACAGGCGGUUAUCAAGAUGGAUAAAGCUGGGUCUUUCCAUAUCAAGAACAUAGGGAAGUGCUCAAUCUUUGUUAAUAGCAUGGAAGUACCAAGCUGCAAAGGCAUCAACUUAAAUUCCGAUUCUUUAAUUGAGAUAAAGGACAUGAGGCUAAUUUUCCACGCAAACCAGGAGGCCGUGAGGCAAUACCUCGCCCGAACCCCAAGGCUCGAAUACUCCUUCCGUCAGGGCUUUUGAGUCUGCCGCGGUGGCCUGAUGCGCAGCGAGCAGCUUAUUCACAGCGCUGCCAGCAGUUAACAUGUUGAGUGAGGGACUCCUUAGAAUAGAAUGUGUAGAUGUGUAGUUAAUCUGGCUUGGCUCCGGCCUGGGCGAUGUGUGAAUACAUGGGAUGUAGAAUGUGAACUGGUUUCUGUUCCAUUGUAGUGAGCAAUCAAGUCCUUGAGUAGAUGUGUAGCGUGCUGGCAAAGUGUGUAAUAUGAAUGCAGUUUUAUUCGU
Lolium rigidum is the source of this 2865-nucleotide messenger RNA. RefSeq lists its product as uncharacterized. The record is from RefSeq and is a predicted model, not a curated record. Gene Ontology annotation, biological process: positive regulation of transcription by RNA polymerase II. Gene Ontology annotation, molecular function: G-quadruplex RNA binding; protein binding. The transcript has 7 exons. Lineage: Eukaryota; Viridiplantae; Streptophyta; Magnoliopsida; Poales; Poaceae. Gene Ontology annotation, cellular component: NSL complex; MLL1 complex; Ino80 complex. Bases 4 to 2607 code for a protein of 867 amino acids.